CACACUUGGCUCUAAUGCUCUAUAAUAAAGAUAUCUACUCAUAUUUAAUUUAAUCCAUAACACAAAAAAAAAUAAAAAAAAGGAUUCGAGUAAUUUUCACUGCUAAUCACACAAACAACUUUACUCUUCAAAUAUUAACCAUAAAUGGCGUCUAAACAAGAACUUGUACAUGUGUUAUUAAUCACGUUUCAUGGACAAGGCCAUGUGAAUCCACUCCUUAGACUUGGCAAGCUCAUAGCUUCAAAGGGCAAAGUUCUGGUCACCUUCUCUGCUAUCAAAUCAGCAGGGAAGAAAAUGAAGGAAGCAGGCGCAGCCGUCGAUAGUAAUCCUACUCCAGUUGGGAACCGUGGUGGCAAGAUACGGUUCGAGUUCUUUGAUGAUGGAUGCUCUGAAGAUAAUGAUGACGAGCGCUAUGAUUUUGACACUUACUUCCCUAAGCUUGAAGCUUUUGGAAAGAGCUCCAUCACUGAAAUCAUCAACCAUCAUGCGAAAACUGGACUGCCCGUCUCAUGCCUUAUCAAUAAUCCUUUUGUGCCUUGGGUUUCUGACUUAGCCGCAGAGCUUAACAUACCCUCUGCUAUGCUUUGGGUUCAAUCGUGUGCUUGCUUUUCAUCUUAUUAUCACUUUGAAAAUUCGUUGGUUCCUUUUCCGAGUGAGGAGCAACCCACGAUUGACGUCCAUUUGCCCAACAUGCCGGUAUUGAAACAUGAUGAGAUUCCGAGCUUUUUACAUCCUUCAACGCCUUACCCGUUCUUGAGAAGAGCUAUUUUGGGCCAGUUCAAGAACCUGUCAAAGGCAUCUUGUGUAUUAAUGGAAACAUUUCAAGAACUUGAAGAUGAUGUAAUCAAGUACAUGUCUAAAAUAUGCCCAAUCAGACCCAUCGGGCCAUUGUUUAAUAACCCUCUACUCAAAACCAGCUCUAAUAUCUCUGGUGAUCUUAUAAAAGCUGAUGAAUGUUUGGAGUGGCUCGACAAAAAGGAUUCUUCAUCAGUUGUUUAUAUAUCGUUCGGAAGUGUUGUGAGCUUGAACCAAGAGCAGGUAAAUGAGCUAUCUUAUGGUCUUUUAAACUCAGGUGUGUCUUUUUUGUGGGUUAUGAGAAUGGGUAAGACGUCUACGGGACAAUCCGGGGAAUUACCUGAAGGUUUCUUAGACGAGGCGGGUGACAGAGGCUUGGUGGUCCAAUGGAGUCCACAAGCAGAGGUGUUGACCCACCCUGCUGUGUCUUGUUUCGUGACACAUUGUGGAUGGAACUCGACCAUGGAAGCACUGUCAAGUGGUGUCCCCGUGGUGGCAUUCCCGCAUUGGGGUGAUCAAGUGACUAAUGCGAAGUACUUGGUUGAUGAAUGGAAGGUUGGGAUAAGAAUGGGUAGGGGUGAGGCGGAAAACAGGGUGAUUGGGAGGAAUGAGGUGGAGGAGUGCUUAAGGGAGGCUACUAGUGGUGCAAAGGCGGCCGAGAUGAAGAAGAACGUGUUGAAGUGGAAAAAGGCAGCGGAGGAUGCUGUUGAGGAGGGAGGAACAUCUGAUCGGAAUAUCCAAGAAUUUGUGGAUGAGGUUACGAAGAUAAGCUUGAAGAUUUAAGAUUAAGCCAUCACCAGUGAUUUAUUUACAAGUAAACAAGUGAUUCUUGAGUAAAUUAAUAAGAUAAUUGUAAUUGUAAUGUACGGUAUUUAUAUAAAAGUGGAAUAAAUGGACACUUUACCAGUGCAUUUAGAUGUAAA
Erigeron canadensis is the source of this 1718-nucleotide messenger RNA. RefSeq names its product gallate 1-beta-glucosyltransferase 84A23-like. The transcript has a single exon. Bases 145 to 1578 code for a protein of 477 amino acids. Gene Ontology annotation, molecular function: UDP-glycosyltransferase activity. The record is from RefSeq and is a predicted model, not a curated record. NCBI's taxonomy places the organism in Eukaryota, Viridiplantae, Streptophyta, Magnoliopsida, Asterales, Asteraceae.